AUGUCAAAGGUCUACUUCCAAACCUGGGACAAUGGCGGCAGACGGGAGAGUCUUGUCCACAAAGACGUUGGGGAACUUUGUGCAGUGUCCAGUGUGCAGAACCAGCCCCUCCCGACGAAAGGGAUACUUCAAGAUGGCGUGUAUGCCUCCACCUGUGAAAACUGUGGCCACUUCUUCAAAUUCAAGGCCACAGGUCCUCUGAAGUCCACUGUUACCUUCACCAUCAACGGGACCCCCCACACAGUUGGCAACCAGUAUGCCGCAGCCCUGUCCCUGAAUGAGUUCAUGAGGUCCCAGGGCGUGUCCUAUGGCACCAAGGUGAUGUGUAUGGAGGGAGGGUGUGGCGUGUGCCUCGUCACUACCACACUGUAUGAUCCCAUCACGAAGGCCGUGCAGACCUACACAGUCAACUCGUGCCUGGUUCCUCUGUACACGUGUGACGGCAUGCAAGUGACAACCAUCGAGGGUCUGGGCAACCCCAGGGAUGGCCUACACCCGAUACAAGACCGUCUGGCACAGUACAAUGGCUCUCAGUGUGGCUUCUGUAGCCCCGCCCAGGUCAUGAAUAUGUAUGGACUGCUGAAGAGAACACCGAAACCGACCAUGCAAAACGUUGAAGAUGCGUAUGACGCUUCCAUCUGCAGAUGCACUGGCUACAGACCAAUACUGGACGCCAUGAAGUCAUUCGCAUCCGAUGCUUCACCCAACCUUGUGGGAGGGCCAAUUGAUAUUGAGGAAUUAGACAAGAAGUUAUGCAGCAAAACCGGGAAGACCUGCACAGGACGCUGUUCAUCUGAGAGACAGACUGACCUGGGGCGUGCCCUCCACAUUGUGCUGCAGGGGUCACAGUGGUACAAACCCACCACCAGGCAGCAGCUCUACACCCUCCUCGGUCAACACCAGGGAGACAACUACAGGCUCGUGUUCGGAAAUUCAGGAUUCGGUGUAUAUAAGGUGAUUGGUCCAUGGAUGUAUGAUGUCCUCAUUGACCUGCGUGGUAUCCAGGACUUCUAUGACAUAUCAAUUGACUCCUCCAAAGUGAUGUUUGGACCUAGCAUCACUCUGACCAACAUGAUGGAGGCGUUUAAGGCAAACAGUAUCAACCCUGCUUUGUCCUACUUCCGGGACUUCGCCUGCCACGUGGGUGUCAUCGCCAACACUGGAGUUAGGAACCUGGGCAGCUGGGCCGGUAACCUGAACCUCCACACAGAGUUCCCGUCUGAUGUCUUCACCAUGUUUGAGACAGUUGGAGCAACGCUCUCUAUUGGAUCGAGUGAUGGCUCCGAGAAGUCAUACAGCCUCAUGGACUUCCUGAAGCUAGAUAUGAAGGGCAAGGUCAUCCUGUCUGUCACACUUCCAACAUUCCCAUCUGGAGACGUCUAUGUCAAGACCUUCAAGACUACUCCCAGACACCAGAACGCCCACGCAUAUGUGAACGCAGGCUUCAGGAUGCAGCUGGACAGGAACAACAACUUCACUGUCAAGACAAAACCAUCCCUGGUGUAUGGAGGCAUCAACAAGAUAAUGGUCCACGCCAGCAACACGGAGUCGUUCCUGCAGGGCAAACAGUUGGGUGACUCUGCAGUCCUCGCAAGUGCUAUAAAGACUUUGUCGGCCGAGCUGGUUCCCGACACCACCCCUGGUCUGUCCAGUACAACCUACAGGAAGAGCCUGGCCAUCUCUCUGUUCUACAAGUGCGUGCUCGGCAUGUGUGGUGAGAAGGCAGCGGCAAGAUUCCAGAGUGGAGGUACCAACUUGAUACGGCCUGUGUCUUCAGGCACUCAGACAUAUGACAGUCGUAAAGACGAAUAUCCCCUGACUGAACCUAUGACCAAGGUGGAUGCAACCCUUCAGACAUCAGGAAGGGUCAAGUACGUCAACGACACAGAACCUCUUCGAGAAGAAGUCUUUGCCGCCUUUGUCAUCAGCAGCGUCGGCAACGCCGAGAUCAACAGCGUCGACACAUCCGCCGCUCUGGAAUAUCCAGGCGCCUUGAAGUAUAUGUCUGCAGCUGAUAUUCCUAAAGGGGGUAGCAACAAUUUCAGGGAACCAGAAGUCGAAGCCGAAGAGUUGUUCUGCAGUGGAAAGGUUCUCUACAGUGGGCAACCUAUUGGAAUCAUCGUUGCAGUGGAUCAGUUGUCGGCAGACACAGCAGCCAGCAUGGUGAAGGUUACCUACAAGAACGUCCAGCCUCCCAUCAUUACAAUGGAAGAUGCUAUUCAGAAGAAAUCCAUAUUUCCAAAUGUUGCCAAGGAUAAAGUUGGUGAUGCUGCAGCUGCUAUAGCUAGCUCGGCCAAACAGAUCUCCGGUCAAAUCAAGGUCGGGCAGCAGUAUCAUUUCCACCUGGAAACACAGGUGAGCAUCUGCUAUCCUGCAGAGGAUGGGGUUGGCGUGACCCUCCUCUCGUCAACGCAGUGGGCGGAUAUGGAACAGUGGAUCGUAGCCAGGGUCCUCAACAUUCCAGAGUGCAGAGUUAACGUUACAGCUAAACGCAUGGGGAUCAUUUGGGGCCAAGAUUACACGUGCACAUCAAACAGCGGCAGCGGCUGCCCUGGCCACGCAUGUCAUGAGAAGGCCAGUUCGACUGACUAUGAACUUCCAUACCAACAUGAAGACAGUGGGGAAACGUUUUCCGUUUCUGGCGGAUUACAAGCCUACUACUGUCCUACGUGGGACUACAAGCCUGUUGCCCUGAAGACGAACCUUCCAGCCAACACCUACUGCCGGUCUCCAGGUUCCCUCACUUCUCUCAACGGAAUGGUUCUGAAGUACUGCAACAUCAGUGAAAUGGUAGCUCAGUUGGAGAAGUCCGCCGAUGUCCAGAAAAGGAAACAACAGACUGCAGCUUUCAACCAGGCCAACAGAUGGAAGAAGAAGGGCAUCUCUGUGAUGCCUCUCCGGUGGGACCUGUACUUCGCAGGCACCAACUUCAACGUGUACAUGGCUGUCUACCACGGGGACGGCUCCGUCGCUAUAUCCAUUGGCGGUGUGGAGAAUGGACAGGGAAUCAAUACCAAGAUGAUGCAAGUGUGCGCCUUUGAGCUGGGAAUUCCCAUGGACACUAUCACCGUCAAGCCAAUGACAACUCUGGCCGAUUCCAACUCCUAUAGCACAGGAAGCAGUGUCACCAGCGAAGUCAACGCACUUGGAGUCAUUCAGUGCUGUCAACAGUUAAAGACCAGGAUGGCACCGGUCAAGGCCAAGAUGGUCAACCCUACCUGGCAGCAGCUGGUCACCAAAUGUUUCAGUGAAGGAAUGGACCUGUCAGCGAAAAACUUCACCAACCCAAAAGGAGAUUAUACUGACUACAACGUCUACGGUGUAACGUGCACAGAGGUCGAGGUGGACGUUCUGACUGGGGAAAACCAGAUCAACAGGGUGGACCUACUGUAUGACUGUGGAGAGAGCAUGAACCCUGAGAUUGACGUUGGACAAGCAGAGGGUGGGUUUGUGAUGGGCUUGGGCUACUGGAUGACCGAACAGAUGAUCUAUGACCCCGCGACUGGCACAGCACUGACGGAUGGAACUUCGGAUUACAAACCUCCAUUGGGCAAGGAUAUUCCUAUAGACUUCCGGAUUCAGUUUCUGAAGAAUGCUCCCCACCCACGUGGAGUCCUGAGAUCCAAAGCCGUCGGUGAGCCACCCCUCUGUAUGUCUGCAUCUGCAAUGUUUGCUAUCAAACACGCCAUCGAGGCUGCCAGAAGAGAAAUAUCAAAGGACGUGUUUUUUUGCUCUCGACGCCCCUGCUACAGUUGAAGUGAUCCAGACCGCUUGUCAAGUUGACAACGCACAGCUAACAUAUGGAACAUAGCCAGCUGGUGUAAGGGACAUCAACACAUGAGUUUAUGGGAUAUCAAUACGCAGGUUCAUGGGUCAAUAUUUUUAAUAAAAUGCUUUUGAAAACACAGCAGGUCCCUGUAUCAUCACGUACACUCCUGACGUGAUCAGUUAGAGAAAAUUCAAAAAGAUAUUGAAGGAUCCAUAUUGUGUUUCUUAUCUCAAUAUUUUGUUAUAUGGUACUUGCGCCUCCGUGUGUUGUGGAUUCUCGUUUUUGAUACGGUCAAAUACCCGUGUAGACUCUUGUCUGCACAUAUGUAUGUAUUCAGAAUUCCCCAGCAAUUUUUGGAACAUUUUUACUUCCUAAAUGCUUUCCUGUAAUUACUUGUUUGACGGCUCAUGGAAAUGUUUUUUUGCUUUGUCGCCUGGAAAUCCUCUCAAACAGCAAGCAGACGACACAUUAAAUCACGUGAUUGUCACGUGAUGCAAGUGUGAUAACUCCCGCUUGACUCAUAUGAUCGCAGCAAACAACCUCGGUAUAAAACGGCAUACUACGUUACAACGGUUUACUCAUUAGAUAUUAGCAUUUCCCACUCAUAAAUGUGAUAGAACGGCCACCGGUUGUAACUCGGCUGGUUUAGGAGGUUUGCCAGCUGUGGUGUUCCUGUAGGACUGGACUAACAUUCAGUCCCAAAACGUUUCUGUUCCCGGUGAAAUACAAAUACUGCUUAAUGUUAUAUUAAGGUACCCUCUUGUCCAUGAAGUUCCAAGUGGCGAGUGGCGAUAAUGUGGCGAGGAUAUGCUGAUAGAGGUUGGACGAUGAUGAGGAGGGACUAUGAUGGAGAUGUUUUUUCUAUGAAACAUAAUUUCUGGGUUUUGCAAGAGAGGCUGACGUGACAGUAUGCAUUUGAGUUUAAGUAAGAGAAAAAAUGUUGGGGACAACUUUAUUACUCAGAGAAUGUGAAACAUGAUCCAUUGAUUUAUUACAUAGGAUAUAACCUCUCAACUAGUUUUAUAUAUUCUUGUGAGGAAGUUUAUAUAUUUUGCUAUAAUCUCUC
Messenger RNA from Haliotis rubra (blacklip abalone), 4835 nucleotides. RefSeq names its product indole-3-acetaldehyde oxidase-like. Lineage: Eukaryota; Metazoa; Mollusca; Gastropoda; Lepetellida; Haliotidae. Gene Ontology annotation, molecular function: 2 iron, 2 sulfur cluster binding; FAD binding; oxidoreductase activity. The record is from RefSeq and is a predicted model, not a curated record.